This is a messenger RNA of Durusdinium trenchii, 2052 nucleotides long. Lineage: Eukaryota; Dinophyceae; Suessiales; Symbiodiniaceae. The record is from the annotation of a GenBank genome assembly.
UGCCUUCAGAGUACGAUUCGCAGCUGCGAGAUUUGUUCAAAGAAACCUCGCAGCUGCCCGUGCCGCCAUGGCGGACGCGCCAGAUGCGCCUGAGGGCGCGAAGAAGGCGGAGGCAGAAGUGCCGGAGGAGCUCACGUUGCUUCACUUCUGCGGACGAGAGGAACUCUCGGAUUGCUCGAUCAAGCUUCCCAAGUCCGGUGCGCUGCAGGAGCAGGCGGUGAAGUGUCACCGCUUGGCGCUCUGUUCAUGCUCCGGCUACUGCUUCCGCCACUUCCUGAAACCUGACGCUGAAAGCGAGCUAGCCCUGCCGGAGUUGCCCGAGGAUGCGGAGCUACGACGGCAACUUCCCCUGCACGGCCUCUUUCAGCUGGUGCUGCGCUUCGCCUAUGCGAACCAGACCUUUUCGGUGCUCGAGAGCGAGGCGCCGGAAAUGUUUCCCGGUCUCUAUGCCUUGGCCAUGCUCUUGGAGGCGAAGAAGUUAGCUGAGGCCACCUACGAGGCGAUGGAGCUUCGCCCAGGAGCCGCAGCCAAGCUGCUUUAUGUCGCCUCACAGUUGGAAGGACAAGCAGAUUUCCAAACGGCGACCGCACGCUGCUUGGAGGUUCUCCGCCAAAACUUCGGCGAGCUUUGCUCGGGCUUCGGCGCCGACUUUGGUUUACUCGCCAAGCUCCCAGUGAAGCUUUUGGUCACACUUCUGGAGGAGGAUGACUUGAAUGUUCCGACCGAGGAGACCUGCCUUCGCUUUGUGCGGCACGUGCUGUGGCGCAGGCUGCCACGGCCAGAGAAGAUGCUGACCCUGAGCGGCACCCUUGACGGAGCUGCAGAAGGCGUACAGCUCAUGUGGGAGUCGGUGGCCUUGGAGGAGACCAGUAGUACGUCUCCACCAGUGGACCGCUACUCCGCCUCCGCCCAAAGUGAAGGCGGAGCGAUCCCAGAGCUUUCACAUCGUGUGCCGGACCCCAAAGGGGGGAAGGGCGCGCUUUUGCUGAGAGCUCUAAGAGGAGAAGAGGUCUAUCUUUCCGUGGAGCUUCCCAUCCGCUGGGAGGAGGCCUCCCCGGACGAGAUGCAAGUCCAGGCGCUGCAAGAUGGGAAGCCUGUGACCAUCCGAUUCAGGUAUACCUUGAAUGAGGCUCCGGAGGACGCCAAGGAGGACGGCGACGGCGAGAAGGACGCCGAGGGUGGCGAGAAGAAGGAUGGGGAGGGCGAGGCAAAAGCGGAGAAGACGCGGCCGGACAUGCUGCUGAAGAAGGAGGAGGUCGAGCAGCUCCUGGGUGGUUUGCGCUUCGGACAUUUGGACCAUCCGCAGCUUUUGGAGGCUGUCAAGGAUCCCUUGCUCUCGCAGGCUGGUGCCCAAUCGCACCUGACGGAUGCUUUGAGCGUGCGCCUCGCGCGCUACGAAGCGGCCGAUGCGGCGGCGCCGCCGCGGCCGGCGCGGCCCUCCACACGUGGUGGCUCACGUGACGGCGCCGCGGGCGGGGCAGCUGGCAGCAGCGCGCCGGUGGGCGCCGCGGGCGCCGCCACUCCGGCACCACCUCCUGAUGCUCCAGAGCCGGGCAGCCCACAGUUCCAGAGCUCUCGAGGAACCAUGGGGGCAAACCUUUUCCCCUGCCGCUGUGGAGAAGGACGAAUGCAGCUGAGACAGGCCGAGGGCCGCUUCUUGGCGCGCUGUCAUCGGAUGGCCAGCUGUCAGGAGGCGAUUUGGCUGCCGAGCAGCGUGGUGGCCGCGGCCGUCGAUGGACAUUGCGCCGCUUGUGCACUUCGCUUGGGCGCCGAGGUGCGAACGCUCACGGUGCGCUUGGGCCGGGACCAGUGUCGUGUUCUUCGAAAGCUUCCCAGUGGCGUGGACACGCUGCGUGGCAUGUGUAUCGCUGGCUGCCAUGAUUUGCUCUCACUUUUGGGCUGAGGCCAAGAAGGUCGCUACUGUCGUCAAUUCAGUGUUCCAAAGUUGAGCACAAGUCCGAGCGAGCGUUUCGAAGAUCGGCACGGCUCGAGUAGAAGGAUGACCCCUAUAUUCGAUCCAAGCAGGAUUCCGUACUGUUGAGGCCAGAUCCA